This is a messenger RNA of Diachasmimorpha longicaudata, 11477 nucleotides long. RefSeq names its product insulin-like receptor (gene InR-2). Gene Ontology annotation, molecular function: ATP binding; insulin receptor substrate binding; insulin receptor activity. The transcript is spliced from 8 exons. Lineage: Eukaryota; Metazoa; Arthropoda; Insecta; Hymenoptera; Braconidae. Gene Ontology annotation, biological process: protein phosphorylation; positive regulation of kinase activity; cell surface receptor protein tyrosine kinase signaling pathway. The record is from RefSeq and is a predicted model, not a curated record. Gene Ontology annotation, cellular component: insulin receptor complex; axon; plasma membrane. The coding region runs from base 1374 to 6371 and encodes 1665 amino acids.
GUGACUUGCUAUAAAUUAUUAAUAAUCAAGGGGAGGACACAGAGAUGAAUUAAAAUACACUUUUUCGUUUUGUUAUGAGACGGUUGUUACGGAAGAUCCAGGGGGGCGGUGUUACCCUCCCCUUUUUAUGGUUCAAUUCCUUACUGCGCAAUUUCUUACCCCUCCGUUAGCGUCGUAUACACAUCCCUAACAACCCCCCUCGGCACCAGUGGCUAGCGUCGUUCAUCGCACCGCAGUUUGCUUCGUGAAAGGCGCGGUGCAUGUUACUCGUUUUAUCCAGACAAUAAAUCGUGGCAAUGUGUACUAGUAAUUGCUAAUAGUUAUGGUUUGUUACUUCUUUGACUAGUGAAAUAUAAUGGGUAACAGAUAUCCGCAGAGCAGACUCUGACGUGACACAAUCGUUAAAACAGUGCCAUCAACAUCUGGGGAUGAUUAACAGGGCUGAUCAAGUGCAGUAGUACUUGUUGAUCCUAUUACAGACGUUGGUGACGAUAAUUUGUGUGUCAUGGUGAUAACGUAUAACUUGAUAACACGGAGAAAUGUCUAGUUGGACAAUAGUAACGGGAGACGAUUGUUUAUAUUGAUACGGGAAUCCGUAGCCACACACACCGUAUGGUAUUAUUUUUAUCGGUGAUAGCAACGGAGGGGUGGUGUUUCAAAUUCUUGGUAAAACGGCUGGCAUUGAAAUAUUCAUGGUACAUUCAACCUCAUCUUUUCUUGGUGAAAUAUCAAAACACAAUGUGAAACGGCGCAAACACAAAUACAAAGGGAAACGUCACUGGUUUGUGUAGCUGCCUCUUACCUUCGGAUAACCGGAAGCUAUCGUCUGAGAUGCAUGGAUAUCCGGACGUCACAGCGAGUCAUUGAUCGUGGGUGGUGAAAGAUGAAAAUACCUAGUUUCUCGUUCUCACCGUGACGCAUCUCAGUGGAUUAUAUUUAAAGGUCAUAUCCCGUGAAACUCCUGGGUGAAUCUUUUAAUAGAAAUUGAUGAGAGUUUAAAAUAUAGGGUGAUAAAAAAAUCAUGAAAAUUGAGACAUUCGAGAGACUCAACAGAAAAGACGCAAAUAAAUAAAAACUAAAAUUUAAAAAACUGGUGGGCAAUGAACUUGCCAAUAGUGAUGUGGCAAGGAAUUGCCGAGAGGUUUAUUGAUCGUGUGCCCUCGUAAUUAUUGAGUUUUAAAUACGGGGAAUAAAAAUAAUAAUUGAAGAAAAAAAUACCCGCAAUGACGCGGUAUACGCGAAUUUUUCUAAGGAUGUCGGAGACAUCAAAAGUUCGUGUCAAGUUUCGUGAUUGAAGUUUAGAUUUGAAUCUUCAUGAGUAUCAACGAAUCAAUUGAUUGAGGUAGUUUUUUAAUCGCGAGUUUCAUUGAAAAAUGGAGUCUUCCCGAGUGACUAGUGGCUCUCCAGAUUGCCUGGAUUGUCUGGUAUUUUCUACGUCCACCACCAGGUGUUCACUCUGCGAACGUCUUCAGUGUAAUAAUAUCACUGAAUCUGAUGAAAUGACGUGUAAAUUACCAGCUAAUGUGGCAAUUUAUGACGAGGAUAAUAUGAGUUGUGAGAGAAUGAAGUGUCAGGGCUUUGCACGAACAAUGAGGACGCGAUCUGGAGAUUCACGUGGUGCAUCGAGUGUUGUACGAUGGCCACGAUCCCGUGAAAAUUAUUUCAGUCUUCUCAUUCUCAUCGCCGUUGUUUUGCUGGUUGCAUGUGUUAAUGUGACAGUUGCCGGAUUGAAUCUACCAACCAUUGGAAAACCAACGAAUUCCUCCAAAAAUGGUGUGUGCCAAAGCAUAGACAUAAGGAAUCACGUGGAUCAAUUUUCAAGACUAAGAGGAUGUCGUGUGGUAGAGGGUUUUGUACAAAUUCUACUUAUAGACCACGCUAAUGAAACGGCCUACAUAAAUCAAACAUUUCCGGAGUUGGUCGAGAUCACUGGAUACCUUGUGUUGUACAGAGUAAAUGGUCUGAAGAGCAUUGGUCGACUGUUUCCCAACUUGGCGUUAAUUCGUGGUAACUCCCUCUUUAUAGAAUAUGCCCUCGUAGCAUUUGAGAUGAUGCAUCUGCAGGAAAUUGGCCUACAUUCACUCACCGACAUACUGCGUGGUGGAGUAAGAUUUGAGAAGAAUCCAGCACUGUGUUACGCUGACACUAUUGACUGGAACUUGAUUCUCAAGGACAAGGACAAGGAGAUAAAAGACAUUGCGCACAUUGGAGGAAAUAAACCAAGAAAUGGCUGUCCGGUUUGCGACAGACACUGUCCAGCCCGACAGACGAAUAAAGACGAGACACUCUGCUGGAACAGACAACACUGCCAGAAAGUUUGUGAUAAAGCUUGUGGAGACCGUACAUGCGCGGCUCACGAUCCCUCAAUUUGCUGUCAUUCCUUAUGCCUCGGUGGUUGUAACGGGGGGGCAUCCCCUCAAAAUUGCACAGUAUGCAAGGACGUGUUUGUAGAUGGUAGCUGUAAGCAGGAUUGUCCACCAGGUAGCUACAAGUUCAUGAAACGUCGUUGUAUCGAUGAGAAUGAGUGUCGAAAAAUGAAGAAACCACGCGAGGCAUACAGCAACAUAAAAGACUACCCCUACAAACCCUUCAACAACACCUGUCUCAUAGACUGUCCCCCUGGUUUCAUGGAAGAGGAAAAAGAUGGCAGACCAACAUGCAAGAAGUGCGAUGGCCUCUGCCUGAAGGAAUGCUCAGGUGCAAAUAUAGACAGUAUUCUAUCAGCUCAGAAACUCAGUGGUUGUACCCACAUAAAAGGUAGCUUGGAAAUUCAAAUACGUGGAGGAAAAAAUAUAGUGAAAGAGCUCGAGGAGAGUCUGAGUAUGAUUGAGGAAAUUGACGGUUACCUGAAGAUUGUGCGAAGCUUCCCUUUGAUAUCCUUGAACUUCCUGAAAAAUUUGCGAAGCAUUAAGGGCCAAUACUUGGACAAUGGAAAGUACACGCUAGCCGUACUGGACAAUCAAAAUUUACAAGAGCUCUGGAACUGGGAGACUCAUCCAGGAAUAAAAAUUGGAUCUCCUGACGGUGAUGCCAAAGUGUUCUUCCACUUCAACCCAAAGCUUUGCUUCCAAAAGAUCGAGACUCUCCGUCAAAAGGCCGGUCUCAAGGAGUUUACCGAUUUGGAAGUGGCCCCCAACAGUAAUGGUGAUAAAGUUGCUUGUAAUGUAACCGAGCUGAAGACAUUUGUGGCAAAGAGAACAUCAGAGGCAGCUUUGAUAAACUGGGAGCCCUUUCAACAUCACGAUCCUCGAUCACUCCUCGGUUAUGUUGUUUACUUCAUCGAAGCACCCUAUCAGAAUGUCACAAUGUACGACGGCAGGGACGCAUGCGGUGGUGAUCGUUGGCGUGUUGAUGAUGUAGCUGCCACAGAUACAACUGAACCCCGUUUGACACACAUACUCACGCAAUUGAAACCAUACACUCAGUAUGCUUACUAUGUUAAAACAUAUACUAUUGCUACUGAACGCUCUGGAGCCCAGAGCAAGCUCACCUACUUCACGACACUGCCAAGUCCCCCAGAUCCCCCUCGAGUACUUCUCACCUGGAGCAACUCCAGCAGUGAAUUGAUCAUUCACUGGACCGAGCCGACAAAUUCAAAUGGCAAUCUAACGCAUUACCGUAUCGUUGGUAAAUGGGAGCCGGACGAUCCGACAUUUCUUGCGCAGAGGAAUUACUGCAAAGAGCCAAUGCAUUUGCCUGAAAAGAGAACAGAAGCGGAACGAGUGGAGGAGGAGCGUAAACGCGCUGAGACAGAGCGUGAGCUUACCAAAAUCCCGGAGCAAGCAGCAUGCGACUGCGCUGAUCGAGAGUCUGAUCAAUUAAUGAGGGAGAAGGAAGCUUCGAGCUCUAUUGCCUUUGAGGACGCCCUGCACAAUCGUGUGUACGUCAAGAGGAUUAAUAAUCGAAGAAAGAGAAAUACUAAUGGCUACUCAAUCAUUGGAGAGCCUGAGGAUUCAAUCUAUGAUGAAUUUUUCGGGGUUGUUGUCGAUAGCUCAAGCAUCAAGACUGAUUUUGGACACGAAUUGGUCACUUCUAUACGCAAACGUGCAGCUGAACCGCCUCAUCAACAACCAGCCCCUGAUAAAUUUCUGAACGGUGGAAUUAUUUCAUUCGAGCGUCGCGUACCCAGUGACAACAAGUCAUUUGUCAUGAGAAAUUUACGAAAUUUCGCGGCGUACAAUAUCGAGAUUCAGGCUUGUCGUCAGCAAGUGGCUAAUGAAACUGAUCUCUGCUCGACUAAAACAAUGCGAACAUAUCGUACACUUCAGCUUGAGGGGGCUGACAAUAUACCAGCGGGCUCAUUCAAAUACGAACUCAUUGGUGGUAACAAUAGCCAGCAAAUGGUGAAACUCGAGUGGGACGAGCCGAAACAGCCCAAUGGUAUCAUUGUUACUUACCACAUUGAGUACAAGCGCAUUGAUAUUCAGAAUUUUCAAGCAACACCCAUCUGCAUAACUCAGCGUGACUUUGCCGCUGCUGGUAAAUCUUACGUACUCAAGGAUCUGGCGAGUGGUAAUUACUCGGUGAAGGUGAGGGCCACCAGUCUUGCAGGAGCUGGGGCUGACUCUGAGACGCAGUACUUUUAUGUAGCUGAGUAUAAUCCCAAUGGAGUUCUUCGUAUUAUCCUUUGGUGUGCAUUCGCCAUGACUUUUGUUCUGUUCUUCAGUGGUGUGUGGCUAUUCAAACGCAAGCUUAUACACAAUAUGCCCAGUCGGCUCAUUGCCACUGUCAAUCCUGAAUAUGUUAGUACUGUUUAUGUGCCGGAUGAGUGGGAAAUGCCGAGAAAGAAAAUUAGAUUGCUGAGGGAACUUGGUAAUGGCUCGUUUGGAAUGGUUUACGAGGGCUUUGCCAAGGAUAUUGUCAAGGGAAAACCAGAAGUCAAGUGUGCUGUUAAAACAGUCAAUGAGAAUGCCACUGAUCGGGAGAGAAUUGAAUUUCUCAAUGAGGCAUCUGUUAUGAAGGCCUUUAACACCCAUCAUGUUGUUAGGCUACUUGGUGUUGUAUCACGUGGUCAGCCGACUCUUGUUGUUAUGGAAUUAAUGGUGAAUGGAGAUUUGAAGACUUAUUUGAGGAGUCAUAGGCCCGAACAGUGUGACAGUCUGACUCAUUUGGCGAGGCAUCCACCUACGUUGCAGCGGAUAUUAAGAAUGGCCGUGGAGAUUGCUGAUGGAAUGGCUUAUCUAUCCGCUAAGAAAUUUGUUCAUCGUGAUUUGGCAGCUCGUAAUUGCAUGGUUGCUGAAGAUUUGACCGUGAAAAUUGGAGAUUUUGGAAUGACUAGGGAUAUUUAUGAGACUGAUUACUAUCGGAAGGGGACCAAGGGACUACUUCCGGUUAGGUGGAUGGCACCGGAGAGUCUCAAGGAUGGAGUUUUCACGAGUUCUUCGGAUGUAUGGAGUUAUGGUGUGGUACUGUGGGAAAUGGUUACCCUCGCUUCGCAGCCGUAUCAAGGUCUCUCUAAUGAUCAGGUAUUGAGAUAUGUGAUUGAUGGAGGUGUGAUGGAACGACCCGAGAACUGUCCGGAUUCUCUGUACUUUCUAAUGAGAACGACUUGGAAUCAAAAAGUCAACAAAAGGCCGACAUUCAUCGACAUUGCCACGAUGUUACUGGAAGAGAUGGAACUCGAGGGCUUCUCAGAUGUCAGCUUUUACCACAGUCCAGACGGAAUUGAGGCGAGAAAUCAAAACAGUCAAAACUCCCCAGGGAUCGACAAGGAUUUCGAUCUAACUAUUGAAGAGGUUCGUGAGGAUCAAGUUGGGGGCGACGAGAAGGCCCCUCUGCGUCGUGAUUUUGGUGAUUUUGCCAGCAUAGAGCCGAAGGGUGGGAAAAAUAGUGGAAAUUUACGGCAUGGCCCUGCGCUACUCGGGGAAAAUUCAAAACUAGUAACAAACUUACAAGACUUGAAUUCCUCAAAAUUACCCCUUAAAACAGGCUUCGAUGAAUUAGACGGUGGAACCGGUGGUGGUUCCUUACCCUUAACCUCAAACCAUAAUCAUCAUGAUUUUCCAUUCGUUGAGGAGGGCCUGACGUCAGUUAAAACUUCCCCGUCCAUUUCGAAAAAUAGUCCUCCAUGCAACAGUAUCAGUCCUGUUUCGGGGCAAAAUUCACUGAGUCCACAGAAUCUAAAUGCUUCGUUGAAUAGCAAUCGUGGACGAAAUAUGCUUCACGUUAAAACCCCUGAUUAUGAGAACCGCAGUGCUGAGGCAAUAUCGUCAAUUGAAACUAAAGACACUGUCUCCCUGAAAAUAACAUUUCCAACGCCUGUUGAGGUCGAGGCUGAUGUAAUAUCCGACGACGAUAAAGAUAAAUCAGUUGAUUAUUCUAAAAAAACGGAGAAUCUUAAUAAUGGUUAUAUCGGUGGUACAACAACGUAGUCCUUGAGAAUUUCACGGAAUUUAACGUUGAGGAGCUUUUAUACAAAUCCCUUAGAGUUUCAAAUGACAAAAUCAUUGACAUCGUAAAGUUCACCAAUGAGAAUAAUCACCAUGUGUGGUUGAAUUUUGAUUUCAAAUCAUUAUGCAAUGAGUUAUAACUUUUCGAGAAUGAUUAACUAAUUUCGUAUCCAUUUUUUCAUUUCCUUAUGAUAUGUUAUAUAAUUGCCGAGAUGGUAUUUAAAAUUGUUCAUAUGAGGUAAAUUUAUCCCAGUGAAAUUAAUCACAUUUUCGUCAAUUCUACGCACGAAAAAUAUUAAAAAGGGCGCUAGAACUCAAUCUUACGCUUAGCGGUACUAACUGAUAACUCAUCGUUUGAAAUAAAUUACGUAGGAGGCUAGCUGCUUUUUUAAAGAGAAACGAAAAACAUUGCGAUUAAAAGUUCAGGCUUCAGAAAUAAUAAAUGACGUAAGAUAUUACUUUUCUAAGGUCAAUAUUUCGUUCGUUAUCAAUAUCUCAUGGAAAAAUCAUUAAUAUUCAUUUGAAAUAGCCUUUACCAUGCUAUUAUUGUUUGCUGAUCAAAACAAAUCAGAGAAUAAUAAUUUAUUAUUCAAGAAUUUAAUUGAAAACAGAGGAAAUAUGCUUUUAAUUAUUAAUAUAUGAGAGCAUACAGACUGUAUUUUUUACCCAGUGAGAGUCAAGAUUGAUUAACGGACAAAUGAAAUACUGAUCCUUCUCUCUCCCAAUUUUAAUGAUGAAUAAAUCAUUUGAAAAUCAGAAACGAACUGAGAAAAAAAAAUAAUAUAAAGAAUGAUAGAAAAGGUGGAAAUGUACAUACGAGCAACGCAAUACAGUUGAAACUAGAUAUAAUGAGCCUCAAAUACAAGACUGAUUAGCUAAUCCCCGCCCCUCUGUCCCUCUCCCUGUAAAAUCUCAUCAUAAUCCUCUCCCCUUCCCAGUAAGUGAAAAAAAAACGAAAACAAUAUGAAUAGUUCCACAAUGUUUUUGUUCAUUGUUCAUGCGUUAAUGAAAAAAUGCCAUCCUUAUUUUUUUCUCAUUCACUUCGCAACAUGUCCGCUUUGAGUUAAAAAAAACAACAUAUUUUUUAGCAAAUAAUGGUAAUUAAUUCUAGUACCAGUGACCUAAUAGAAAGUACCUACAUUUAUUUUUAAUGCUUUACACGUUAUUACAUGGUAAAAACCAAUACGUUGAAGAAGAAUUUAAUUAACAAAAAGAAGUUGACCGAUAAUACCGAUGAAGGAAGUGAAUAGUUGAACGGAGGAAAAACAUUUUUUUGUACAGAAUAUAAACGUAAACGUAUCAAUUGUAACAAAGUAAUGAAAAAAAGGAAGGAAAAACUAAUAAAUAGGAAAAUGAAAAAUGUAAAUCUUUUAGUAAUUAGCCCACAAUUCAUCCUAGAAAUUUUUCGUAGCUAAAAAAAUGAAAAAAAAAUCGUUAGGCAGAAGGAAAGGGAAGUGAGAAAAAAAUUAAUAAUUAUUCAUAGCUUAGCUCUCUCUUGAUCGAUAAAAAUAUAUUUCGAUAAUUGAGGUACUUCUCUCAGUCAUCAUAAUUUUAAUUUCUCAUCUUUGACUCUACUUGAUGUAUCAUUAUCAUUUUGCCUGCUUUCCUUUCACAGUUGAACUCACACUCUACUGCCUCAUGUCAGUGCCAAUAAUAAGAAAAUUCACAUAAACGCGUUAACCCUCGAAAUACAUAAGAAAAAAAUAUGAAGGACUCUCAAACUGGAGUAAUAACAAUACCGCUUACGAAAUGUAUUACACGUUACCCGCAUAAAAUACAGAAACAACAGUUUUUCCGUGAAAAAUGUUAUCAACUCAGAUAUUGCGGCGUCAGUCGCAUACUCAAUGUAUUAUGUAAAAUAGUUUAAAAAACCAAAAGCCUCGCUCGUAUUUUCAAGUAUUCAAAUGACUAGUAAAAUUUUUGAAUGAUGGGAGGAAAAUAAAAAAGUUAUUGCUUAGAUUAUUGAGAGAUUAGACAUAUAUUUGCAUACACUACAGACGAGAACUAUUGGAUCGAUAUCAAGAGAGCUGGACACGUCGAAAGAGCAAUGUUUGAACUUUAAUUGUAAACAUAAAAAAAUCUGUGGAUAUUAACAUGUGCUUGGAAUUUGAGUGAGUGAAAACAAGGCGCUGUUCAACGUAUUAUUUCUUUCAUUGUACUGAGACUACGCGCUCGAUUCACAGCUACUCAAUGCAAAAAAAAAUCAACUAUCCUCGUGACACAACUAGACAUUAAUUUAAAUUAAUAGGAAAAGUUUGGUUGAUGCUUGAAUGAACUUAUGAAACAGAGUACCGUGGAUACAAAUACAAACUUCCCUUAUUCUCAUUCAAAUUGUACACGAUAGGCACAUAAAGUCUCACGUUGCAGCUUUAGAAUUCGUAUCCGCAAUUCAAUAGCUUCAUUGUUUCCCUUUUUGAGGCUGUACAAGUUUUUCCUAUACUGCUGAAAAUUGCUCUUGUAAUAUCAAGUAAAAAUUUACAUUUUUUAACAACACAGAGAAUGAAGGUUUAUGACUUCCAACGCUGAGAUGCUGAAAUCGAGAGCCUUGAAUUCUUCAAAAAAGAAAUCAUUGGGUGCAGUACCAGUUUCGAUGUCUCAUUAUGAUUAAGGAAGACAAUUGGAGAAAACAAGAAUGCCAAUUUGAGAAGCUCAAGAUUUGUAGUUCCAAAAUUCGUAGUAUUCGAUUUCAGAACCUCAGUAUCCUGAUUUAAAAAUUAUAUGUCCUGGCUAUGUUUGGCUGGAAUUCAGAGUCGGUGACUGAAGGCCCGAAACUCUUCGUCAGUUGUACGGAACAAAGUAUUCAAUAACCAUGAUAGCUAAUUAUUUCUCUCCGAGUGCGAACGGUACCAUUACAUUAAAAGUUUCGUAUUUUUUAAUUUAAAAAACCAGCCAAUGACUGCGUAAUUUCCGUUACGAAUUCAGUUUAAAAAUUGAUAAACGAUUUGAUGUUAAAUUCACAGUAUGAGAAAAUUAGAUGCAGCUUGAAUUGCAGGAAAAUUGCUUGCAAUGUAUAGUGUUUUAAUUUUACUAACUACCGCAAUAAUUCACCGAGCGGAAUUUCUCCUUGAGUGGUUAUCCCUUGAAGUUGUUGAUAACAUAAAACAAUAUGCGUAUCGUUUUGAAACUCAUUCAGUGCUCCUGAAUGGAGCAUUUAGAAAAUAACAAUUGACAUUAACUAAGAAAUUGAAAUAGUGCAAUCAAAUAGCAGAAUGAAAAAUAGUCGAGUAGCGGAUAGAAAAUUUUUUGAAGAGGUGAAAAUCGAAGAGGGCAGGUUUUUUUAAGAGAUCAACAAUCAUCAGACAUUUGUUGCAGCAGUGUGCAAUUGUCUAUUAAACACUUAAUAAUAGACACAAUGAAUAGAUCUCUAAUUAAACGUGCUCAAAUUCAUAGGUUUGCUCAAUAACCAUUAUCACACCGCGGUGCCUCGCAGAAUUUCAUUUUUGUUCUGAAGACAAAGACAACAGACGACUUUUCAAUGUACAAUUUCAGUUUUACCAAUUCUCUAGUCCUCUUACUUCCGAAAGUUCAAUGAAAUAGAUGAAAAUGAAAACACUGACAGUUUAAAUAGUAAGCGGUGAUUGUUGUGGUGAAAAUUAAAUCAACAGAACAUUUGGGGGCAGCAGUUGAUGCUUGCGUCAAUAUAUUUUUUUAUCAACACGAGAGUAAACAUUAACAUGAUGAACUUCCGGUAUUGUUAAACUAAAUGUUCCUACCAAUUGCCAUCGGGGAACAUAAACACAGAUAUGAGCGUAUUUCGUAAAAUUAAAGCGAGUGCGCAAUUUGUUUUUACGUGAAAUAUAAAUGUUAAAUUUUUUUCAAACCAAAUUCACCAUCGUAACUUCUCUUUGAAUUUGAUAACUUCAGAAAUGUUUUACGUUCGAACGUGAAAUAAAUGUGACAUAAUUGGGUAUACGUAAUCUUGUGAGUCGUUAGCAUUCAUCGAAAAAUCUAAUGCAUAAAAAAACAUUAAUUAAAAAAUAAGAUAUGGCUGACAUGCAAUAUCAUAUCGUUACAUGCUCAUCAUAUUCCAAAUGCGCUUCUGCAAAUUCACCAUAAAUCAUGCGCAUCUCUCGUUCAUUUCACAGUUAUCGAGGAGUGUAAGGGGUGAAUUUAGCUAUUGAAAAAGAUAAAUUAGGAUAAAAGCGGAAUGAUAAAUCGAUCCCUCAAAAACACGAAUGAGGAAAAAUUACUGGAACUUAUGAUCACGAGCUCUAUGACUCGCGUCAUUGCCACAAUGAAGGAACAUCAAAUUUGUGAAUGCGUAAAUAUAAUAUUUAGGACUUAAACCAAUCGUGACACUACGAAUUUUAAUGAAUUUGAAUGGAAAUUUAAAUGUAAAGCCACAGAAUACGAACGAAAUCAUUUGAAACCUAAAAGAUGAGUGUUCUGCGGCGUCUUAGCCAAGCCUACGUUUCACGCUUGAAGUGCGACUAAUCGAGCCCUGAGAAACAUCUCAAAAUUAAAUAAAUAAAUUGAGAAAUGGAGAACAAAACACCACUAUCGAUUAAUUGUAUUUAAUGCUAACUGUAAUAUAUACUAUAGGAUUGUUCAAAGAAAUGGACAAAUGGCAGUUCCUCAGCAGCUGCAUAUUUGAGCUGAAUAAGAGAAUUUUUGUUUUAAUGAAAAUUAUAAAAUGAAUAAUCGGGAAGACAUAGUCUGUCCGAAUCGUGCUUACCUAAUGUAAUAUCUGAUUAUCUGACUAUAUUAUAUAUAAACAAUUAUGAUUACGUUAAUGCUGUAUGCAAUGAGGGAGGAAAAACAAAUUUUAUUUACCAAAUACCACUUUUUUAAUAAAAGAAACAAUCGAAAAAAAUCGUUGAAUGGAUCUUACUCUCUCUCUGAGUGACUAUUCCUGCUGUAUUUAUUAAAUUCCUCAUUUAGGUCAUAAGAAAAUUAAAAUAGUGUACUUAUGAGAUAAUUCCAGCAUUAAUAUCAAGAACGAAAAAAAAAUCCUGAGCAUGAAAAGGAUGAAAAUAGGAAAAAGAAAAAGUGCAGAAUGUACUUGAACUUUAGAUUGAAAAAGAGAGUCUUCAAGUGAAUGUAAUUAAUUCUUAUUUAUUUUGAUUAAAUACCCCAUUUAUUAUUUCA